AUGUCGUCAGAUGGACGCUGCCUUUGUCCAACAAGUGAACAGCACGGAGCGUGCAGUUGUAUAGCAGCCGACUGGAAACGUGUACGACUACAACGUAUUGAACCGCCCACAGCUGUCGUGAACGUUACGAUACCGCCUAUUGCACGGCCGACUGAUGAGAAUAAAUAUUGGGCACUUUAUGCUGUCAUCAUUGCGUUAUGUCUUCUGCUCGCUUUAUGUGCGAUAAUCACAGUGUUCUUGAGAUUCUAUAAGAAGUACACUAAGCGUGGCAAGUCCGUUCGUAUACGCUUCAUAUCCGAUCAUAUCAACAGUAACAGUAUGGUUGCUGCUGAACCACGUGCUCCAUUAAUUUAUAAUUGUGAGUUUUCUUGA
Cooperia oncophora is the source of this 372-nucleotide messenger RNA. Lineage: Eukaryota; Metazoa; Nematoda; Chromadorea; Rhabditida; Trichostrongylidae. The record is from the annotation of a GenBank genome assembly.